Echinops telfairi (small Madagascar hedgehog) is the source of this 5513-nucleotide messenger RNA. RefSeq names its product thyrotropin releasing hormone degrading enzyme (gene TRHDE). Gene Ontology annotation, cellular component: cytoplasm. Bases 1 to 2880 code for a protein of 959 amino acids. NCBI's taxonomy places the organism in Eukaryota, Metazoa, Chordata, Mammalia, Afrosoricida, Tenrecidae. Gene Ontology annotation, molecular function: zinc ion binding; metalloaminopeptidase activity; peptide binding. The transcript has 18 exons. The record is from RefSeq and is a predicted model, not a curated record. Gene Ontology annotation, biological process: peptide catabolic process; proteolysis.
AUGGGGGAGGACGCCGCCGCCGCGGCGCUCCGGGCCGGCGGCAGGGGGCUCUCGGACCCUUGGGCGGACUCGGUGGGCGUGCGACCCCGCACCACGGAGCGCCACAUCACGGUGCACAAACGGCUCGUGCUGGCCUUCGCCGUGUCCCUCGUGGCGCUGCUCGCGGUCACCAUGCUCGCCGUGCUGCUCAGCUUGCGAUUCGACGAGUGCGGCGCGAGCGCAGCGCCCGGCGCCGACGGCGGCCCCGCGGGCUUCCCCGCGCGCGACGGCAACGCCAGCGGCCCGGGAGCGGCCCGGCGCGACCACCCCGCGGGCGAGGGCGGCGAGGCCACGCCGGCCACCCCGUCCGCCCAGCCGCCAUCGGAAGAGGAGCGGGAGCCCUGGCGACCCUGGACCCAGUUGCGCUUGUCGGGCCACCUCAAGCCGCUGCACUACAAUCUGAUGCUCACCGCCUUCAUGGAGAACUUCACUUUCGCCGGGGAGGUGAACGUGGAGAUAGCGUGCCGGAACGCCACCCGCUACGUCGUGCUGCACGCCUCCCGGGUGGCCGUCGAGAAGGUGCAGGUGGCCGAGGACCGCGUGGCCGGGGCCGUCCCCGUGGCCGGCUUUUUCCUCUACCCGCAGACGCAGGUCUUGGUGGUGGUGCUGAAUCGGACCUUGGACGCCCACAGGAAUUACAACGUGAAGAUCGUCUACAACGCCCUGAUUGAAAACGAGCUCCUAGGCUUCUUCCGCAGCUCCUAUGUGCUCCACGGGGAGAGAAGAUUCCUCGGUGUGACUCAGUUUUCACCCACACAUGCCAGAAAGGCAUUUCCGUGUUUUGAUGAACCAAUCUACAAGGCUACUUUCAAAAUCAGCAUCAAGCACCAAGCAACCUAUUUAUCUUUAUCGAAUAUGCCAGUGGAAACCUCCGUGUUUGAGGAAGAUGGAUGGGUAACGGAUCAUUUUUCACAGACCCCUCUAAUGUCCACGUAUUAUUUAGCCUGGGCAAUUUGCAACUUUACAUACCGAGAAACUACCACCAAGAGUGGGGUCGUUGUGCGAUUAUAUGCAAGACCCGAUGCCAUCAGAAGAGGGUCCGGGGACUAUGCUCUCCAUAUAACCAAGAGAUUAAUCGAAUUUUAUGAAGACUACUUUAAAGUGCCCUAUUCUUUGCCAAAACUCGAUCUUUUAGCUGUGCCCAAGCAUCCGUAUGCUGCUAUGGAGAACUGGGGACUAAGUAUUUUUGUGGAACAAAGAAUACUACUGGAUCCCAGUAUGUCAUCUAUUUCUUAUUUGCUGGAUGUCACCAUGGUCAUUGUUCAUGAGAUAUGUCACCAGUGGUUUGGGGACCUUGUGACCCCGGUUUGGUGGGAGGAUGUGUGGCUGAAGGAAGGCUUUGCUCACUAUUUUGAAUUCGUUGGCACAGACUAUCUCUACCCUGGCUGGAACAUGGAAAAGCAGAGGUUCCUGACAGAUGUUCUGCAUGAAGUGAUGCUGCUUGAUGGCUUGGCCAGUUCCCAUCCAGUAUCACAGGAAGUGCUACAGGCAACAGAUAUUGACAAGGUGUUUGACUGGAUCGCAUAUAAAAAGGGUGCUGCUUUAAUUAGAAUGCUGGCUAAUUUUAUGGGCCAUUCAGUAUUUCAAAGGGGUUUGCAAGAUUAUUUAACCAUUCAUAAGUAUGGCAACGCGGCCAGAAAUGAUCUCUGGAGCACAUUGUCUGAGAAUAUGAAUACAUCAUAUAGUAUAUGGUGGCACAGCAAGCUAAGAGUUCGGGCUGCAAGAAGUGGCUCAAACGAACCAGCUGUUCCAUCAGAGAGAGAGCACCACAGGAUCACUUCUUUGGGCAAAGGAAGCUGGUUGUUGGGGAACAUCAAUCAAACUGGAUACUUUAGGGUCAACUAUGACCUAAGGAAUUGGAGAUUAUUAAUUGAACAGUUAAUAAGGAACCAUGAGGUGCUCUCAGUCAGUAACCGAGCAGGUUUGAUCGACGAUGCCUUCAGCCUAGCCAGAGCCGGCUACUUGCCUCAGAAUAUCCCCCUGGAGAUGAUCAGAUACCUAGCCGAGGAGAAGGAUUUUCUUCCUUGGCAUGCUGCCAGCCGAGCUCUUUAUCCUCUAGAUAAAUUGCUGGACCGCAUGGAGAACUAUAACGUCUUCAAUGAAUAUAUUUUAAAGCAAGUUGCAACAACAUAUAUCAAACUUGGAUGGCCAAAAAACAAUUUUAAUGGAUCCCUUGUUCAAGCAUCUUACCAACAUGAAGAACUACGCAGAGAGGUUAUCAUGCUGGCCUGCAGUUUUGGUAACAAGCACUGUCACCAACAGGCAUCAACACUUAUAUCAGAUUGGAUUUCUAGCAACAGGAACAGAAUUCCUUUAAAUGUUCGAGACAUCGUCUACUGUACAGGAGUUUCUUUAUUGGAUGAAGAUGUCUGGGAAUUCAUCUGGAUGAAAUUCCACUCUACCACAGCAGUUUCUGAGAAGAAAAUACUGUUGGAAGCUUUAACUUGUAGUGAUGACAGGAAUUUAUUAAAUAGGCUUCUGAAUCUGUCCUUGAAUUCUGACGUUGUCCUGGAUCAAGAUGCAAUAGAUGUCAUAAUUCAUGUUGCUAGAAAUCCACAUGGCCGAGACCUUGCCUGGAAAUUUUUUAGAGAUAAAUGGAAGAUACUAAAUACCAGGUAUGGAGAAGCAUUAUUUAUGAAUUCCAAGCUCAUUAGUGGAGUUACAGAAUAUCUUAAUACUGAAGGAGAACUCAAAGAGCUGAAGAAUUUCAUGAAGAACUACGACGGGGAAGCCGCUGCUUCUUUCGCACGAGCCGUGGAAACUGUUGAAACCAAUGUGCGCUGGAAAACGCUGUACCAAGACGAGCUUUUCCAGUGGCUGGGAAAAGCCCUGCGACACUGAGAUGUGUCUCUUACACCACUCAACUGGGACGUUACCAGAAGACCUACAUGAUGUGAAACGAGGACUUCGUGCCCUGGGAAAAAUGGCCAGAGUUUCAAAGUGUUAAUGUGUGGGAGGACAUUUUUGUUGUUACUGUCAUUCUGUUUUGUUUUUGUUUGGGGGAAUAUUUUUGUUUCUUUCAUUCUAUAUAUUUUUUCCUAUUGGGCAUUCUCCUCUAAAGACUUUUUUGCAAGUGAGACUAGCCAUGAUUCCUUCAGCUGUACAUUCCUGGCUGUACAGGACCAAAUACAAAUAAUGAUGCAUGUUAAUGUCACCGUCAGUUUGGAAAACAUAUUCAGAAUAGUUUGUGCAUGGUUGUAAGGUCCUGCCUGUGUUCUAGCAUGAUUAGUUAACAUGUCCAAUGUUGUAUGUGAAUAUAUGUUACAUCUAGAAUGGGCAUUAUGCAAAAGCACAAAGAUUAUCUAUGACAAUCAGUGUUGCAGGGAAGGAAGUUUAAAGUGGGAAGUAUAAAGGGAGUUGUAUUCUUAAUUAUAAAUGCAAAUAACAUUUUGGGGUGUCAGUGUCACGGAUCUCAGCACUUGGAUUGUCAGACAAUGAUAACUCAUUUUCUUUGAGUUAAAGCUGUGUAUACAUUAAAAAAGGCAUACAAAUAAUGUAUGCGUAUGUAUAUGUACAUAGGGAACCCCCCCAAUGUAUAUAGUAUGUUGUACACUUCACAUGUGCAAAAGAAUUACUUCUGAUCAAAGAAUAUUUAUCCUUUUUUAUAAAGAUAUGCAGACUUUGAAAAGGUUUAAAGUCAUUUAUCUCAGCACCAUCUUUCCUGAAAAUGUUCUCAUUAAUUUCUCAAUUAUUAAGGGUUUUGUCUACUUCCUGGACAAUAGGUAUACGCUACUACAUGGAGAUAAGUUCCAACAAAUUUUAUGUAUAAACUAACUACUCUUCGGCUUCUCCUAAAUAGGUGCAGCCUUGAAUCUGAGAUAUGAAAUCUGUCAUCAUUUGGGUCCAAAUGUCUGUCGUGUAAAAGAAUGCUGUGAAGUUAUAUUUGCAAUGCUCAGAAAGUGUUUAUUUUCCAGCAUGUUUGUUUUCUCCUCUCACGUUCCAGGGCCCGGAGCGUGAAAACUGCUCCUCUGUCUCGGCCCUUGUGCCGGUGUUCCCUCGGCUCUCCAUCAAGCCGCUGCACCUGAAGGGAGCCCAGUGGUGGUCUUGACCUUUACGCUAGCUGUGCCCACUGGUGUUGACACGAGAAGUGACUUCCUUUGUGUUGUUGUGUAAGCUUCUCUUGGGUUGACAAGUGUGUUCUACCGCGGGGUUUUGAGUAGGCCUUGUCAUGGCUGUGUUAUAAGUAGCACAAAUAUUUCCAAAAUGGUAUUCUCACCCAGUAGGCCAACUCUCUAAAUGUUCCUUAAAUGUUCUAAAAUGGGUAUAUUUGAAAUAUUGGAUUAUAAAAUAUCAAUACAUAACUACUGUACAUGUCAUAAGUCUAUAAUUGCCUGUCUCCUUGCACUUCUGUACUUUUAUGAAUCAAUGAAACAAAUAUACUCAAAUUAAUAAUUACUGGAUACUGGAAACAAUAAUUUUGACAUCUCCAAUUUAUUUAAAUUUGCAGAAAAGAGAAGGAAUUCGUUAGUCCAAAUCACAUGUAUUACCUAAAAUUGAAUCUUAUCCAUUCUACCUGUUACUCAGAAUUGAAAUUUUCUGUAUUUCAUUUUUUCUAACCACAUGAAAUCAAAUAUUCUUAGAUGUGUCAACAAGGCAUGACAAUUUGUACUAUGAAAUUUAAAAAUCACUUCAUUAUCAAAAGUGAUGUUUCCUUUACUAUAUAUCAUUUUAUAAACUCUUUAUACUAUAACUUCUGAACUACAACAAUAAGAAAUAUUAGAUUGCCAUCUAGGUUCCAAAUAUGUUCUAUGUCACCCUUGGAUCCAUGCAACAGAGAAGAUGAAAACUUAAAAGGGGGUGUCUUAUUCUGGCUGGUUUACUAAAAAAAAAAAAAUCACCUUUGUGUUUGUGGGGUUUUUUUUUUUAAUUAAAUUCACCAUUUCUAGUUUUGAGUUAGAAGGAACUUUAAACCUCUCUUUCCUCCCCAUUGUUAAUAACCCUAACUCAUUUUCAUUAUUUUAGUGGCUGUGAACAACAGGUUUCAGCUAUACUUUCAAACCCUAUGCGUACUAUAUGUGCAAUGUUCAAUACCUCAGAUAAACUUAACCUACAGAAAGGUGGUAUAAUGACACUGAGAUGGCAUUCUUUAUGCAUUUUUCCAAUAAUUUAUCCUUUCAACUGUUGAUAAUUACACCAGAAUUUAAAGUUUUUUAGUUAUAUAAAUAAGUAAUAUUUUCAAAAUAAUAAAAUGACCAAUGAUAUUUCUUGGUAUAAAAAUCUGUUUUCUACAGAGACGUUUUAUCUUCUUCUGUUUUUUGUUUGUUUGUUUUGCUUUUCCAAACAUAAUAUGCAUGAAAUCACCAUUUGUUUCAAAGUGUUCAAUCUGUAGGCUGAAAUUUUUUAUUGUCUUAAUAUGUUUGUUCAUAUAACAACAAAACUUGGUUUCAAUUGGAAAGGAUUAAAUUAGCUACCACACUGAGUGGAAAACUUAUCUAGCCACCUUGUAAAUAAAAUGUUUUAGUUUUUAUUUCCAA